Clavispora lusitaniae ATCC 42720 is the source of this 1206-nucleotide messenger RNA. RefSeq names its product Amino acid permease family protein. The record is from RefSeq and is a predicted model, not a curated record. Gene Ontology annotation, biological process: amino acid transmembrane transport. Lineage: Eukaryota; Fungi; Ascomycota; Pichiomycetes; Serinales; Metschnikowiaceae. Gene Ontology annotation, cellular component: membrane. Gene Ontology annotation, molecular function: amino acid transmembrane transporter activity.
AUGACAGAGAAAGAUCCAGAGAAGACACUCUAUCAAGUUCAUGAGGAGGACGAUGUUUCCUCAUCUAGAGGAUACCGUGCUGAAGCUCAAGAUUACCAAGAGGUUCUUGAUGCAGAGAAGUAUGGCCAGACCCAGCGUGGAUUGUCAUCCCGGCAUGUUUCGUUGAUGAUUAUCGGACAGUCCAUUGGAACUGGUUUAUACAUUGGAUUGAAAUCUCCUCUCAUGACUUCUGGCUCGCUUUCGCUCUUUUUGGGCUUCAUCUGCUGGGCCUGUACCAUGGUCUGGCCAUUGAUGCAAGCAACAGGAGAAAUGUGCUCGUACUUACCCAUCAAAGGAUCGUUUUUACACUUUGCUGCCAGAUGGCUCGAUCCUGCUAUGGGUUUUGCCGUGACACUUAUUUAUCUUUACACGUCGCUCAUGUUCAUUUGUGUGGAGGUUGUUGCAUUUGCCUCUGUCAUUGCUUACUGGACGGACGCACUGCCAGCCAUUUUCAUCACCAUCGGCUUGGUGACCAUCUUGUUCUUCAACGUUUUCGGCGUCAACUGGUAUGGCGAGGUGGAGUUUUUCUCGUCCAUUCUUAAGGUUCUCUUGAUUGUGGGUUUGAUGCUUACUGGUUUGAUCACUAUGUGCGGUGGAAAUCCUAAGGGAGACGCCUUUGGCUUCCGUAACUGGAAAGAAGGUGGUCUCAUGCGUGAGUACCUUGUUUCUGGCAAUACUGGUCGCUUUUUGGGUUUCUGGAAUGUUCUCAUUUACGCCGCAUUUGCCUGUGGUGGAGCGGACAUGUUGGGUAUGGUUGCGGGCGAGGUGUCGCUUCCACGGAAGAACAUUGCUCUUGCAGCUAGAAGGUCGUACGCACGUAUCUACUUGUUCUACAUUGGUGGUAUUUUUUUCAUGAACUGUUUGUGUGCCUCGAACAACCCGGAGUUGAUUAAGGCCUCUGAAGACGGAGCUGCUGGUGCCACUGCGUCUCCAUGGGUCAUUGGAAUCAAGUCUGUGGGAAUCCACGGCUUGGACUCUUUGGUCAAUGCCAUUGUUAUGACUUCUGCGUGGUCUUGCGGAAAUGGUUUCACAUACGGUGCAGCCAGAUCUGCGUACUCUGCUGCGUUGUCUGGCUACUUGCCACGGGUCUUUUCAUACUGCUUGCGUAACGGAUGUCCUAUUGUGCUGUUCUGUUCUCUUUGGCCAUUGGAUGUUUGUCGUACAUGA